Messenger RNA from Bombus huntii, 852 nucleotides. RefSeq lists its product as uncharacterized. Gene Ontology annotation, molecular function: olfactory receptor activity; odorant binding. The transcript has 4 exons. Gene Ontology annotation, cellular component: membrane. NCBI's taxonomy places the organism in Eukaryota, Metazoa, Arthropoda, Insecta, Hymenoptera, Apidae. Gene Ontology annotation, biological process: sensory perception of smell. The record is from RefSeq and is a predicted model, not a curated record. Bases 143 to 709 code for a protein of 188 amino acids.
UUUUUAUAUAAAAAAGUCCUGAACGAUGCAAGAGGCAUAAAAACUUAUUUUUUUCUAGUUUCACAAAUUGUUCCAACUUGUGGCAAAACAAUGGCAGGAGCUGAAAUUAAACGACGAACUGCACAUUCUAGAGGAAACCGUCAUGCAAGGCAACAGAAUGGCGCAAUUUUACCAUAACACUUUAGUAUCUUUUAUGGGAUUGUUCUUGCUGGUGCCACUAACUUCUCCAAUUCUCGAUAUUGUUCAUCCAAUAAACGGGACUCGAACACGCCAACAACUACUAAGGGUUAAUUACAUAUUUUUUAACGGUGGUGAUUAUUUUUUCUACAUAUACGUGCAAUUAUUUUGUGCAGCAGCUGUUGUUGUGUUCACCAUAAUUAGUGCAGACUGGUUAUACAUGCUAAUAAUUCAUCACGCCAGUGGAUUAUUUGCAGUCUGUGGACACCGAGUUCAAAAAGCAACUGUGAAUCCAAACAACUCUACUGGUACAGCUGUUUCUGAGAAUUACACGUAUGAAAAGAUCCGGAAUUGUGCGAUAAUGCACAGUGAAGCCAUACUAUUUUACAAUAUAUUGAACGGAAGCAGUCAAGGUAGUUACUUAAUUCAGGUUGGAUUGAAUAUGUUGGGAAUAAGCGUGACAGCUGUCCAAGUAAAGUAUAAUCUUGAAAAUGGCAACAAAUACAAACUGAAAAUAAUUCUAUAUAAAUAAUUGUUUUACUUAAUAUUUCAGAUAAUAGUAAACUUAGAUAGACCGGAGGAAGCAAUGCGAAGUGCAGCAUUUUGUGGGGCUAGUCAGUUUCAUUUGUUUCUACUCAGCUUACCUGGCCAGGUUCUCCUGGAUCAUUGCUCUGA